Molecule: messenger RNA, 3205 nt
Organism: Schistocerca gregaria
Lineage: Eukaryota; Metazoa; Arthropoda; Insecta; Orthoptera; Acrididae
Product: inward rectifier potassium channel 4-like
Exons: 8
Coding region: 617-2134 (505 amino acids)
Biological process (GO): potassium ion import across plasma membrane; regulation of monoatomic ion transmembrane transport
Cellular component (GO): plasma membrane
Molecular function (GO): inward rectifier potassium channel activity
Source: RefSeq, a predicted model, not a curated record
AGUAGCAGGGUGGCAGCGCGCCCGCACGGACCACGGGACGCGGUCCGCCCGCCGGCAGUGCCGCACGCACCACGACGCCACCCCCAGCACUGGCGCCGGCUCAGCUCCGCGAGAGUGCGGGAAAGUGUGCUGCCCGCCUGACAAGUGUAUCUACGAGAGGUUUUCGCCCUCCCUGUUCUAAGAAAAUCUGCAGAUAAACCUAAAGGACGAGGGUUUUCUACACGCUUUGCGUCAAGUAGGUGUUCUGUACGAGACCAGUGUCAGCUGAGCAGUUGAUUCGAGAGAUUCUAACUCCCUUCGUUGGACGGUGGUGUGUUUGAGACGGGCAGAUCUUUCUCCUAAAGGGAAACAGCAGUGUGGUCAGCGGUGAACGAGUGUGGCAUCCCGACGUAAACAGAGUGCUCGCGGUGUGACGAGUGAUCACUGUGUGUGCACACGGGAAGUGGGAUUUGGCGUUGGUUUGAGCUUCUGAGGUGCCCAGACUACAGUGGCUGUGGAGUGAGGGCGGUGGGAUUGCGGCUGGGCAUGUCGGCGCGGCUUCACCGCAGGCGCGCCUGACCGCCAGCUGCGGCGGCCGCUGGCUCCAGCGGCCGCGGUGCCUCCCAGCGAGCGCAGCAUGGAGGACGAGGAGCGACCGGCGCUGUCGGCGCCCUGGGAGCACCUGCUGUCCAGCACGGUGUCGCCGGCGGCCGCUGUCGCGGUGCGCAUGUCGCUCGACGCCGCCGCCGCAGACCCCGCCGAGCCGCAGCCCGCGUCGCCUUCCGCCUCCGGGCAGCAGAACGGCGGCCUGCUCGGCUCCUUCCACAAGCACCUGCCCUUCGGCCGCCUCUCGCUCGCCGCCUCCGCCUCCAAGGACGGGCCCGCCGCGCCACUCUUCAGAUACCGGCAGACGCGGUUCAGCUCGCGUCGGGUGCGCAAGCGCGUUAUCUUCAAGAACGGCGACUGCAACGUGGUGCAGGGCAACGUGGCGAAGCGCCGGCGCCGCUACCUGCAGGACAUCUUCACGACGCUGGUGGACGCGCAGUGGCGCUGGACGCUGCUCGUCUUCGCGAUGAACUUCGUGCUGAGCUGGCUGGCGUUCGCCGUCAUCUGGUGGCUGAUCGUGCUGUCGCACGGCGACCUGGAGCCCGAGCACAACGAGAAGGUGGCCGCCGCUCUCGGCCGCAACCUCUCCGACGUCGACGCCGGCUGGCGGCCCUGCGUCCGCGACGUGUCCGGCUUCGCCUCGUGCUUCCUCUUCAGCGUCGAGACGCAGCACACCAUCGGCUACGGCUCCAAGCACACCACCGAGGAGUGCCCCGAGGCCAUCUUCGUCAUGUGCCUGCAGAGCAUCGUCGGGGUCAUGAUCCAGGCGUUCAUGGUGGGCAUCGUGUUCGCCAAGCUGUCGCGGCCCAAGAAGCGGACGCAGACGCUGCUCUUCAGCCGGCACGCCGUCAUCUGCCAGCGAGACGGCUACCACUGCCUCAUGUUCCGCGUCGGCGACAUGCGCAAGUCCCACAUCGUCGAGGCGCACGUGCGCGCCCAGAUCAUCCGCAGGAAGGUGACCAAGGAGGGCGAGCUGCUGCCGUACUACCAGCAGGAGCUGCGCGUGGGCGGCGACGGCGAGGAGGAGAAGAUCUUCUUCAUCUGGCCCACCACCAUCGUGCACCGCAUCGACAAGUGGUCGCCGCUCUACCCCCUGUCCGCCUCGGAGAUGCUGCGCGAGCGCUUCGAGAUCGUCGUCAUUCUCGAAGGCGUGAUCGAGUCGACGGGGAUGACGACGCAGGCGCGGUCGUCGUACCUGCCCAGCGAGAUCCUGUGGGGCCACCGCUUCGAGCCGCUGGUGACCUUCAAGAAGGAGACGGGCGAGUACGAGGUGGACUACAGCCUCUUCAACAACACGUACGAGGUGGACACGCCGCUGUGCAGCGCCAAGGCGCUGGACGAGCUGCGGCAGGCGCACGGCAAGACAGACUGCGGGCCGUCGCCGUCGGCGUCGCCGGGCGGCCCCGGCAAGGCGCGCUGCGGCCUGCGGGCGCCGCCGGACUCUCUGGAGCUGCACAGCGCCAGCGGAGACUCCAACAGCGAGGACGCGCCCACCGUCGUCACCGUGACGUCACCGCUGGACGCCGCCGGCCCCGAGUCGCGCAUAUAGCGGGCGCCCGCCCGCGCCGCAGACGCCGCCAAGGCCAGGGGCUGACGGCAGUUCGUGACUGCGUAUGAGGAGCGUACCCCCAUCGUGCCCGACGAGGUGUGGGCGUUCUGCAGUAGCCGCUCGCACCGCUUGGAUGAGCUCGCGACGGGCUAUAGUGAUGACUUGUGUGGUGUGGACAGCACGGUAGCUGAAGUGCGUUCUGUGUGGACUCGUCAAGUUGCAGUUGACGCGCGUCAAGAUUUGUGAUAGUGUUUAUACCUUUUUUUUAGCUUUUCGUUCAUAUUCUGCCUGUGUUACGUGUGACCAUAAAAAGACAUCUGAUGUGUAAAUAUUCUGACAGUACCCACUCACCUAUACAAGUGCGUCUCAGUAAACGUUUGUGCGGUUUCGAACAAUGUGAGUGAAUUAUAUCUGCCUCCAAUAUCACGCGAAGCACUUGUCGCUCACACGAGCUCGCUUUUAGAUUGAAGGGUGGGAAAGCGUCACGGAACUGACGCAGAAUUAGCUUGGUAUAGGAAGUAACUGAGCUUUAAUUUACUAUUUCUGUGCCCGUGGAAUGGACGUCGCUAUUCGUGUGUUCUUACCGAAUUUUAUAUGAGGUCGCUAAGACCUGCAUGGCCGUCCUUUUGCUGGCUUUUGAUUUUGUACGUUUUAUCCAUCAUUUGCUGUUGUGCGUACGCAGUUCUCAACGGUGUGUAUUGCCACAAAAGGAAUCCGUUCCGUAGGUAUAAAGUCUGAAACGUUACGUUCUUCCACAUGAGAACUGCUUUCCAGAUAUUUAAGAAGAAAAAGACUUGAGCUGUUUUAUAGAGCCAUAACAGUUUUCAUUGAUGUAACGUAUGCGAUGAAAAAGGUUUACUCGCGAGUGUAAUAAAAGAUAAAAAGUGUGUGUGUGAUACGGCACUGACUAGUCAGUGAGAAUGCUUAGUGGUAUUACUGAAAGCUAGUAGUUGGAAUAACUACCGUUUUGUACAGUUUCAGUGCAUGGUAAGAAUCGAGGAUCGAUUUAUGUUUUCCGUGAAGUAAUUGUACGCAGCGGAGAGAAACAAUAAAUUGUUUAUUGAAACAAUA